Molecule: messenger RNA, 1447 nt
Organism: Anastrepha ludens (Mexican fruit fly)
Lineage: Eukaryota; Metazoa; Arthropoda; Insecta; Diptera; Tephritidae
Gene: Galt
Product: probable galactose-1-phosphate uridylyltransferase
Exons: 4
Coding region: 212-1261 (349 amino acids)
Biological process (GO): beta-D-galactose catabolic process via UDP-galactose, Leloir pathway
Cellular component (GO): cytoplasm
Molecular function (GO): UDP-glucose:hexose-1-phosphate uridylyltransferase activity; zinc ion binding
Source: RefSeq, a predicted model, not a curated record
AUAAGACAAAAAAGCAGAGAAUAACAAAAUUGUAUUUAUUUAUACUCAAUGGCACUUGACUUUGUGUUUCUGGCAAGCGAGUGAUCGGUUGAUGUGUUGUAAAGUGUGCAUUUUAGUCUCUAAUAAAUGCUCAACGCAGGCGUUUAGGCGAUCAGUUCGGUUUGUUAUAGUCUAAGGUGCUUAAGGUGAUUAAAUCAUAUUUGCAAUAAAAAUGCAAUUCGUUGCUUCUGAGCAUCCACAUCGCCGCCUGAAUCCCUUGACUGGCCAUUGGGUGUUGGUGAGUCCACAUCGUAUGCUACGACCAUGGACGGGACAGCAGGAAGCGCCACAGAAAAGUAAUAUACCCGACUUUGAUCCCACAAACCCGCUAAGUCCAGGCGUAGCACGACCAAAUGGGACUGUGAAUCCAGUAUACACAGGAACUUUUGUUUUUACAAAUGACUUUCCGGCUUUAAUGGAGAACAACCCGGUGCCUCCGCCCUCUGAUGAUCCCCUUUUUCAGGUGACAGAAGCACGAGGCACUUGUCGGGUUAUGUGUUUUCACCCGAAAUCAAAUGUUACACUGCCACAGAUGAGUGCUGCGGAAAUACGAGCCGUCAUAGAUGAGUGGAUCAAGCAGUUCAAUGAACUCAGUAAAAAAUUUCUUUGGGUGCAGGUAUUUGAAAACAAGGGCGCCGCAAUGGGCUGUUCGAAUCCUCACCCCCACUGCCAAAUAUGGUGUUGUUCAUUUCUGCCAUCUGAGCCUCAAAUAAAAGACGAACGCUUACGCAGCUACUAUAGCAAGAACGGUAGGCCAUUGCUAGCCGAUUAUGUAAAGCGAGAGUUGGAGCGUAGAGAGCGUAUUGUCGUGGAGAAUCAGGAUUGGCUAGUUGUGGUGCCAUUUUGGGCCGCAUGGCCAUUUGAGACUAUGCUUAUAUCACGCAACGAUAAUAAGCGCAUCAGCGAUGUGACAGAAGCGCAGCGAGAUAAUUUGGCAAAAGUUAUCAAGGAAUUAACCAUCAAAUAUGAUAACCUAUUUCAGUGUUCGUUCCCUUAUUCGAUGGGUUGGCAUGGGGCGCCGACUGGUGAGACCAGUAACGCAGACAUAUCGCAUUGGACACUACAUGCUCUUUACUACCCACCAUUAUUGCGCUCCGCUACGGUACGCAAAUUUAUGGUCGGAUUUGAAUUGCUCAACGAAGCGCAACGUGAUUUGACACCUGAACAGGCAGCUCAACGUUUACGUGAAAUCAACGGUGAACGUCAUUAUACAGAGAACUAAAUAAAAUAAAAUAUCUACAGUUGCUCCUAAGCGAGAAGUGCGAUUAAUUUUUAGAUAACAAAAUUUUAUAUUUAUAUUUAUACAUAAAGAGGCAGCAGGGUCGACGCUACUGGAGCGUAGUAGUAAAAUACUACAACAACAACAAUAACCCAGACAUUAAAAUAUAAAUCUGGCAAAGCGCUUAGG